AUGUGUCACCCGUCUGAUUCUGAAGCUUGGAAGCAAUUUGAUGUUAUCCAUCCAUUAUUUGCAGCCGAAAAGCGUAAUGUUUGGUUGGGACUAUGCACAGAUGGGUUUCAGCCCCAUGGAACCUCAGGCUCACAACAUUCAACGUGGCCCAUUAUAAUUACACCCUAUAAUUUGCCACCGUCUAUGUGUAUGAAAGAGCCUUACAUGUUUUUGACUACAAUUGUGCCCGGACCUAAAAACCCUAAGCAAAAGUUAGAUGUUUUCCUUCAACCUGUUAUAACAGAACUAAAAGACUUAUGGGAAGAAGGCACCGUAACUUAUGAUGUAUCACUUAGACAAAAUUUUCAAAUGAUAGCCGCUUUAAUGUGGACAAUUAGCGAUUUCCCUGCAUAUGGCAUGCUAUCUGGUUGGGCAACUGCAGGUAAGCUAGCAUGUCCACAUUGUGGAAAAUAUUCACAAGCAUUUAGGCUGCCAAAUGGUCAAAAGAUAUCUUGGUUUGAUUGCCAUAGAAGGUUUCUUAAAUCUUAUCACCCAUUCAGAUUUAAUAAGACAAAGUUCACCAAGAACCAUAUAGAACUAAGGGAUCCUCCUCCAAUUUUGAAUGGCGCAAAUAUUUUAAGAGAAAUUGAAGACUUUGGCUUGUUAAAAGUGACAGAACUUAAUGUCGAGCAAGUAAAUAAAUCAUGUAGUAAAAAUUUUGAAUGUGGUUGGAAAAAAAGAAGCAUAUUCUGGGAUUUGCCAUAUUGGAAAACAAAUUUAAUAAGACAUAAUUUUGAUGUUAUGCACAUUGAGAAGAAUUUUUUUGAGAAUUUGUUUUACACAGUAAUGGAUGUUAAGGACAAGACAAAGGAUAAUGCAAAUGCAAGAGCUGAUUUAAAAGUCUUCUGUAACAGAAAAGGUUUUGGGAAAAAUCAAGUUACAUGUCAGUAUACAAAAGCACCUUAUGCAUUAUGCAAGGAGCAAAAAAGAGUCAUAUGUAAAUGGGUGGAGAAUUUGAGUUUCCCAGAUGGUUAUGUGUCGAAUCUAGGGAGGUGUGUAGACUUGAGCACACAUAGACUGUUUGGAAUGAAGAGUCAUGACUGUCAUGUUUUUAUGCAAAGAUUGUUGCCGAUUGCAUUUCGCGAGAUGCUGCCAACCAAGGUAUGGGAAGCAAUUACUGAGUUAAGUCUUUUCUUUAGAAGCUUAACCGCAACAGUAAUUACUGUUGAAGACAUGAAAAAGAUUGAAGCUGAAAUUCCUGUAAUUCUUUGUAAAUUGGAGGAAAUAUUUGUCCCUGGCUUUUUUGACUCGAUGGAACAUUUACCGAUACAUUUGCCAUAUGAAGCAAAGAUAGCAGGUCCCGUUCAAUAUCGCUGGAUGUAUCCAUUUGAAAGAUUGCUGCAUCAGUUGAAAAAGGAUGUUAAAAAUAAAGCUAGAGUUGAAGGGUCAAUUUGCAAUGCAUACUUGCUGCCUCGUAAUGAUGAAGGAGGAGCUGAAGAUGUUGAUGAAGAAAAGUUGAGUAUAUUUUCACAUGUUGGUCGCCCAUAUGGGAAACUCAAGAGUAGAAGGUUGAGUGAUAAGGAGUUUAAUGUAUUACAUUCUUACAUACUAUUUAAUGAAGAAAAGGUGCAACCUUAUGUCAAAGAAUAUGAAAACUUGUUAAAAGAACUAUAUCCUGAUAUAAACGAACAUGAUCUCAUGGCAGAAGUUGAUACAAACUUUGCUUCCUGGUUUGAGAAUUAUGCACGUCAAAAUCAAAUAAAGAACAAGUAUAUACAUGAUCUUUCAAGAAGGCCAAUAAGGACGGUGAAAUUAUAUAACGUGUACUAUGUCAAUGGUUAUAAGUUUCAUACAGAAUCACAUGGUGCUAACAAAUCGACCAUGAAUAGUGGAGUUUGUAUAAGUAGCGACUCUUGCGAUUACUAUGGCAGGUUGUUGGAAAUAUUAGAAGUUGAAUAUCCUGGUUUGCCAAUUAAAAGCACGAUCUUGUUCAACUGUGAAUGGUAUGAUCCAACUCCUGAUGUCGGAGUCAAGGUCCAUAACCAAUAUAAAUUGGUUGACAUAAACAAACGAAGAAAGUUCAAGAAGUUCGAGCCAUUUGUUUUAGCAAUGCAAGCUACUCAAGUUUGCUACAUUCCAUACCCUAGCAUGAAGCAAAACAUGGCUGAUUGGUUAGCGGUAUUUAAAGUUAAACCACGUGGAUGGAUUGAUGUAAAAAAUGUUGAUAAUAAGACAAACAAUGAUGCUUUUCAAGAGGAUGACGUUGAAGUAAAUGAAAUCGUUAGCCCUAUGGAAGAACCAACCACAAGUUCACAUGAUGAAACAGUCCAGUAUGAUCUGAAUGAUGAUGAUAAUGAUUAA
Messenger RNA from Lactuca sativa (garden lettuce), 2340 nucleotides. The record is from RefSeq and is a predicted model, not a curated record. NCBI's taxonomy places the organism in Eukaryota, Viridiplantae, Streptophyta, Magnoliopsida, Asterales, Asteraceae.